Messenger RNA from Atta colombica, 735 nucleotides. Its product is annotated as 3-hydroxyisobutyryl-CoA hydrolase, mitochondrial-like. Gene Ontology annotation, molecular function: 3-hydroxyisobutyryl-CoA hydrolase activity. Gene Ontology annotation, biological process: L-valine catabolic process. Gene Ontology annotation, cellular component: mitochondrion. The record is from RefSeq and is a predicted model, not a curated record. The transcript has 6 exons. Lineage: Eukaryota; Metazoa; Arthropoda; Insecta; Hymenoptera; Formicidae. Bases 79 to 735 code for a protein of 218 amino acids.
AUAAAGAAUAUUUUGAGUAAUUCUUGUAAAACAUAUAUACAUAACGAUUAGGCGUUCAAACCAAACGCAGCCUUUAACAUGAGCAUCAGAGGAAAAUUAUAUUCCGCGAGUGCUGCAAUCGCACGUGUUACUAUAAUUAGAUGGUUAUCGAUGACAGGAUCGCGAUAUAUUACAGUAUCUAAAUCUAAAGAAGCAGCCUGUACUCAAAUGGAUGAGAUCCUUAUAAAAGAUGUUGAAGAUAAGGGCAUAAUAAUUUUAAACCGACUUAAGGCGUUAAAUGCCAUAAAUUUAUCCAUGAUCCAAAAAAUAUAUUCCAUUCUUAAACAAUGGGAAUUUUCAAAGAAGCUGGUAAUAAUAGAAAGUAGUAGUGAAAAAGUGUUUUGUGCGGGUGGCGAUAUUAAAUCGUUUGCCUUGGCAUUGAAUGAAACAAAAGAAGACUUUUAUUUGAUUGAAGAAACAUUUAAACAAGGCUAUGUCUUAAAUCAUUUAAUCGCAACAUAUAAUAAACCUUAUAUCGCUAUUAUCAAUGGGAUAACAAUGGGAGCCGGCGUAGGAUUAGCUACACUUGGCAAAUAUAGAAUUGCCACGGAAAAAACUCUCUGUGCUAUUCCAGAAACGUCAAUAGGAUUUUUUCCCGAUGCUGGUGCGACUUAUUUCUUGUCCAGACUGAAAGGUAAACUGGGUAUCUACUUAGGCCUGACAGGACAUAAGUUGCAAGGAUCAUAUCCUGGAUAA